CAUUCAUAGUAAAAGUUCCGAAUUAUAUGAUUCAAUUAAUUACUCAAAUGAGCUAAACGCGGCAGUGCAAACAAGCAAAUUCAACUUGUUUGCUUCGAGGCCACGACCGCGCAUUCCCCGAAUUUCUCUCCAAAAGAUUUCCCUUAUCAGCUGUGUAGAAAACUAGUGCGGUCGUUCAGAAACCAUAUUAAAAUGUCAUAAUCAGCUGGUUCUCAACUGGAGGCAUGAGCAAAAAGAGAAACACUUGUAGGCCGAAGUGCGGCUCCGAGCCGAGGGGGGAGACAUCCAGAACUCGGUCUGAAUAAAGUGAACUGUCUGUUUGCGCCUAGCAUUCACUUGAAACACUGCCAGUAAUCGAUUAAAGUGUGAUAUCAAGCAAGGGACGUCAAGCUUUCUCAUUCAACUUGCCCCAGGGGUCAACGGAAAUCAAGACCUUCUGCUCUACAGUGCCGCAAUACAAUUGUAUCUUAAUUGCAGACGAUCUGAAUACAGGUAUGAUUGGAUAUUCUGCCAGGCAUUGAUUUUUGCCCUCGCUUCCCGGGAAAUAAAUCACAAAAUGGCCGAUUUACCAAAAGUUGAUAUCGAUAAACCUAAAUUUGAUCAGAGCACGUAUAUAAGUCGUGCUAAACAUUUCUUCUUAGUAACCAAUCCUUUAAACUUGUUAGCCUCAAAUGAAGACUUGGAGCGAGCUAAGCGGAUAGUCUUGAAUUAUAGAGCUGGAAAACCUGUUCCUGAAUGUAAAUCAAUUGAUGAUGUAUGGCAGGCUAAAUACCUGUACGACUCAGCUUUCCAUCCGGAAACUGGUGAAAAGUCAUUGAUUGUUGGGCGGAUGUCUGCACAAGUCCCGAUGAACACUCUAAUCACAGGAUGCAUGUUAUCAUUCUACAAAACGACACCAGCAGUUGUAUUCUGGCAGUGGAUCAAUCAGACAUUCAAUGCGGUUGUGAAUUAUACAAAUCGAUCGGGAUCUUCGCCCAUAUCUCAAAACCAGUUAAUUACCUCAUAUUGUUUGGCUACUGGUGGUGCUUUAGCUACUGCUUUGUCACUCAAUAGUCUUGUUAAGAAUUUGAAUCCUUUCAUUGGGAGGCUGGUACCUCUGGCAGCUGUUGCCGCUGCGAAUUGCAUAAACAUUCCGAUGAUGAGAAUGCAGGAGUUACAAAAUGGAGUCGUCCUACUAGACGAAAAAAAUAACGUGGUAGGGCAGUCCCGUAAAGCUGCUGCCACUGGAAUCAGUGCCGUCGUAGCCAGUCGAAUUGCAAUGGCAAUGCCUGGAAUGGUACUCACUCCAAUGCUCAUGGAGUAUUUAUCAAAACGAGGAGUUUUAAAACGAUACCCCAUGGCCAAUGCACCAAUCCAAACUCUAUUUUGCGGUUUCGUUUUGAUUUUUGCUACACCAUUGGGUUGUGCAUGCUUUAGUCAACGAGCGUCAAUUAAGGUAUCAAGCCUAGAGAAAUCUGUUCAAGAAGAAAUACACAAAAAGAACCCAGAUUUAGAGGUUGUUUAUUUCAACAAGGGAUUGUAA
Molecule: messenger RNA, 1522 nt
Organism: Hermetia illucens (black soldier fly)
Lineage: Eukaryota; Metazoa; Arthropoda; Insecta; Diptera; Stratiomyidae
Gene: Sfxn1-3
Product: sideroflexin-1-3
Exons: 8
Coding region: 557-1522 (321 amino acids)
Biological process (GO): monoatomic ion transport; serine import into mitochondrion
Cellular component (GO): mitochondrial inner membrane
Molecular function (GO): monoatomic ion transmembrane transporter activity
Source: RefSeq, a predicted model, not a curated record